Messenger RNA from Lucilia cuprina (Australian sheep blowfly), 710 nucleotides. RefSeq names its product elongation of very long chain fatty acids protein 2. The transcript is spliced from 3 exons. Bases 12 to 698 code for a protein of 228 amino acids. Gene Ontology annotation, biological process: fatty acid elongation, saturated fatty acid; very long-chain fatty acid biosynthetic process; fatty acid elongation, monounsaturated fatty acid. Gene Ontology annotation, molecular function: fatty acid elongase activity. Lineage: Eukaryota; Metazoa; Arthropoda; Insecta; Diptera; Calliphoridae. The record is from RefSeq and is a predicted model, not a curated record. Gene Ontology annotation, cellular component: endoplasmic reticulum membrane.
UCUUUCUUAACAUGCAAUUUUCUUUCUCUAAUUUCAGAUUAAUGCAAAAUAGACCACCACUCAAUUUGAAACAAUUUAUGAGCAUAUACAAUAUCGUACAAAUCACAUCAUGUUUGUACCUAGUAAAUGGUAUAUGGAGUCUAUUAUCCUGGGAUUUAUUCAAUUUCAAUAAAUGUAUAUACUACAAGGCAAACACACCGGGACGUGAAUUAUUUGAUAAAUUAACAUAUUUUACAUUUUGGUUAAAAAUAGUAGAAUUAUUAGAUACAAUUAUAUUUGUAUUGAGAAAGAAAGAAAAUCAAAUAACAUAUUUACAUGUAUUUCAUCAUUCAUCAACUAUUACUUUAGUAUAUAUGCUUUUGAAAUAUUAUAGAGGCAAUGGCCCCUUAUUUCCCAUCUAUUUGAACAGUUGGGUUCAUGUCAUCAUGUAUACGUAUUACUUCUUCGCCAAUAUUUGCAGUGCUGAUGUUAUGAAGAAAUUUAUUCUGAUUAAAAAAUCCAUAACCAUCAUACAAAUGAUACAGUUCUGUUUGAUAUUGUCUCAGGCGGCUAUUAUGUGGACAAAUUGUCAAAUUCCUUUCAUGUUGAGAGUAUAUUAUUGUAUUGUUGUAAGUGUUAUAUUUUAUGGUUUUUAUGACUUUUACAAGAAGGCCUACUUACAACCAAGUGUAAACAAAUUAAAAAAUAAAAUAAAGUAAUUUUUUGCAUUA